CACCAUAAUCACCAUAAAUUUAUCAUCAAAUUAUCAUAAACAACAACCAAGUUUAAACCAAAAAAAUGCUAAAAUGUUGCAUAUUUUGUGAAACAAAGCCAAUCCACGAGUUAACUUGAAAACUAACAAGGCACCCACUAUUUUUUUUCCAAAAAAUUAAAAGUUUAGGAUAAACCCGGAAAGAUGAGAAAAUGUUGACUCUUUUUUAAUGGUCACAACAGUUCAGGGGUUCGAAAGCUAUAAAGUAAAAUUUAAGGGCAUAAUUGAAACUUAUCUUUUCCAAAACCCUGCCUGCCUUAUCUUCAGAACAACGGUGCCACGAAGUUAUCGGAAAACUCGACACCGAUGGCAGCUCCGAUUACUACCAGCACCUCAUUAUUCUCCCAAUCUUCGUUAUUCACGCUCGCUCUAAAACCUCAGCUAUAUUCACCGAAAUCCUUAAUUCAAUCAACUCACAGAGUCUACCAUACCGGAGUUUCCACGUCGCCAUGUCUAUUAAAUCGAGCUUUAAGGUUUCAUCAUGUGCAUCACAGAAACAAGGAAGCUUUGAAGAGAGGCCUCUCUUCGGUUUGUUUCUACAAGAAUAAAAAUUCUAUAAGUGACAAGGGAAGUGGAUUAGACUGGCCAAUCCUACAACGAUGGGAUGUACCAUGGGAGUGGUAUACAGUUUCACUGACCUCACUUGCUUGUGGACUAGGUUUUGUUUUGACAGGGCUUGUAGAGGCUGCAGCUCUUCCAUAUCUUGGCCUUCAAAUUGGAGAAUUAAGUCUUGAUGAGAAGGCAGAAAUACUCUUUUUUGAUCAGGCAUUCACAACAGCUGUUGUACUUGCAACACUUUAUAGUGUCACAAACAGAAGUGGACAAAAAGACUUGUAUAGCUAUGAUUGGAGGAAUCCUUUUGAUCUUCAAAAAGGAUGGCUUUUAUGGGCUGGAAUAGGCCUUGUUGGAGCCUUGAUUACUAUCUCACUUACUGGAGUUGCCAUGGCCUUUUUCAAUGGUGAGCCACCUCAAAGAGAGACUGAUGCUCUUGUACGCUUGCUUCCUUUGAUCGGAUCCUCAAGUGUCAGUACUAUAUGCUUGUUAGGUAUCACAGGUGUUCUAGCUCCAGUUCUUGAAGAAAAUGUGUUUCGUGGUUUCCUUAUGGUGUCCCUUACAAAGUGGGUGCCAACACCGAUUUCAGUUCUUAUAAGUGCUGCAGUGUUUUCAGCUGCACAUCUCACUCCUGGGGAGUUUCCACAGCUCUUUAUACUUGGAACUGCUUUGGGAUUUUCUUAUGCCCAAACUCGAAAUCUUCUCACUCCCAUAACAAUACACGCACUUUGGAACUCGGGUGUUAUUGUAUUGUUGACCAUUCUCCAAAUUCAAGGAUAUGAUAUCAAGGAACUAUUGCAAGUGUCGUGAUAUAAAUCGUAUAUUAUCGGGUUUAAGUAUGUACAUGUACAUCGCCUUCCUUUCUUGAUCUGGGAUACUGUAAUUUACUUUUCUAGGUAGAUAUACUUAAGACAUAUAUGUAUGUGUACAUACACACGUUUAAAUUUCAAAUUAACUACAUAAUGAAUUGGUUAUUGUGUGCCUAAUAAAUGGUGGAUGAACACAAAUUUCAAUUUAUAAUAUAUAAAUAGUUG
Lactuca saligna is the source of this 1625-nucleotide messenger RNA. Lineage: Eukaryota; Viridiplantae; Streptophyta; Magnoliopsida; Asterales; Asteraceae. The record is from the annotation of a GenBank genome assembly.